AUAACGAAUGAUUGCAAGAUAUCCACAUCAAGCUAGCUCUGUACUUCGAGUUUUCAACUUUUGUUGGUUGAAUAGAACACUUUAUAAUUAUUUUAUAAAUCAAGGACACAUAGUCAACACAAGCAUCGUAAAAAGAAGUGUAGAUUACGAUUGUGUUUGUGGGCUGGUCUAACACUGCUAACAAUCACAACAUUUGAAUGACAAUCACAACAUUUGGAUGACGUUCUAUUAGUUACUCGCACCAUAAACCAGAACCAUGAAGUGCCUAGCAGACGUGAGACUGCCCGUUUACAUCCUAGUCAUACUGUUUGGUAUGGGUUCAUGGAUAGCCGUUAAUGGAUUGUGGGUAGAACUUCCAUUGCUGGUGGAUGGCGCUCCUGAAGGCUGGAACCUUCCCUCGUACAUCAUAAUUAUUAUCCAAGCGGCAAAUAUUGGUCCUCUUCUAUACACUUUAAUAAAUAAACUGGCUCCCAACAAGUUUCAUGAAAAGCACGGGGCUUAUAUUGUGGUGAUUUGUGGAGCGGCAGGCUGUUUGAUGUUGGUUUUCCUAUGGAAAAAAAACAGUUAUAUAGGAGGUGUGCAAUACAGCACAGGGAUGUUAUGUUCUGUGCUCUUGUUAUCCAUGGCUGACUGCACCUCAUCUGUUGUGUUUCUCCCAUACAUGUCCUUGUACAAGCGCGAGUACAUCACGGCUUUAUACAUUGGUGAAGGACUCAGUGGGCUGCUUCCAAGCUUGGUCGCACUUGGACAGAGCGUCGGCAAGACUGUGUGCGUAAAUGAAACUGUCAACCAAACCACUAAUGAAACACAAUUGCAGCCAAGAUAUUUACCGCCUCAUUUUCCUGUUGAAGAUUUCUUUUACUUCUUACUUGCCAUGAUGGUGAUUUGUGGACUUGCCUUUACACUACUGCACUACUUGCCCUAUUGCAAACAAGAACACGCAUCCCCUGAUGUAAGCAUCUCCGCACACGUGAAAUUCAUCAAUGCUGACAGCGUGUCCCUAGAACUGGAUCGAAAAGCAGAUCCUGAAUGUGACAUUUCCGUUGGUAAAGAUGUGGUAAAUGUGUCAACUAAAUCUUUUCUUAUUAUGCUGUUCGAAGUUGGGAUCAUUAAUGCCCUCACCAAUGGGGUUCUAUCAUCUGUCUCCUCCUAUGCCACGCUACCCUAUGGCAAUCAAGCAUUCCAUCUUGCCAACACACUGUCAAUGAUAGCAAACCCUCUUGCAUGUGGUGUAGCUUUUUUCCUGCCCGUGAUGUCCCAGCGGAUCAUCACCAUGACAACACUGGGUGGUGUUUCUGUCGCCACCUACAUUCUGGUGAUUGCUAGCUACAGUCCUCAGCCUCCACUGUAUGACCACACAGCAGGAGCAGCUCUUAUUGUGAUCGCUACAGUGUUAGUGAGUGGCCUAAUGUCGUUUUCCAAGGUCAGCAUAGCGUCGGUGCUUCGCUCCAGAGGUCGUCGCGCACUGCUGUGGUGUGGCAUUGUGACCCAGAUUGGAUCAGCACUUGGAGCCAUACUCAUGUUCAUUAUUGUCAAUGUUCUUAAGUUGUUUCAUUCCAAAUACCCAUGUACUUAGUCAGUUUUAUCUGUUUCUAUCCAAAAAAAACUAUACUCAAUAAACGUCCUUGUUUCUAGCUGCAUUUUUGUAUCCAUUUAUUUAUAGAACAUUCAUGUACUGGUAUCCACAAUUUGAAUGUGUACAGGUUAUUUAAAUACAAUUUUGUUUCUUUUGCUAUAGUUUUAUUCAUCCCAAUGCAUAAUAAAGCGUUAAAAAUUGCU
Messenger RNA from Dreissena polymorpha, 1779 nucleotides. Its product is annotated as solute carrier family 52, riboflavin transporter, member 3-B-like. Gene Ontology annotation, biological process: riboflavin transport. The record is from RefSeq and is a predicted model, not a curated record. Gene Ontology annotation, cellular component: plasma membrane. NCBI's taxonomy places the organism in Eukaryota, Metazoa, Mollusca, Bivalvia, Myida, Dreissenidae. Gene Ontology annotation, molecular function: riboflavin transmembrane transporter activity. Bases 257 to 1576 code for a protein of 439 amino acids. The transcript has 3 exons.